Danaus plexippus (monarch butterfly) is the source of this 3616-nucleotide messenger RNA. RefSeq names its product fizzy-related protein homolog (gene fzr). Gene Ontology annotation, molecular function: ubiquitin ligase activator activity; anaphase-promoting complex binding; protein binding. Lineage: Eukaryota; Metazoa; Arthropoda; Insecta; Lepidoptera; Nymphalidae. The transcript has 11 exons. Gene Ontology annotation, cellular component: anaphase-promoting complex. Gene Ontology annotation, biological process: positive regulation of anaphase-promoting complex-dependent catabolic process; anaphase-promoting complex-dependent catabolic process; positive regulation of ubiquitin protein ligase activity. The record is from RefSeq and is a predicted model, not a curated record. The coding region runs from base 206 to 1672 and encodes 488 amino acids.
CACAGCGCUUUAUGCCAAAGAUAGAACGGGAAAGAUACUAUUCGUAAUAAAAGAAACGCUCAAAAUUACAAGCAAAACUCUAAAAUAAUCAAUAUUACCUAUAAUUAGUGAACCUUUAAUAUUGGACGAUUGUGAAUCAUCCUUUUGGAAUAUAUUGAUAAACAUAACAGCUAUCAGCUUUGUCCAGAUAUUGUGAAAGACCAAAAUGUUCAGUGGAUCAUAUGAGAGAAGGCUGCUGCAGCAGUGCAGCCCUGUGAGCAGGAGACAGUCAGUGUUUGUCAGGCCUGAACCUAUGGAUAGAUUUAUUCCAUGCAGAUUGGAAAAUAAUUGGCGAACAAGUUUUCAAGCUAUCCUAUGCGGCAAUGAAAAUCAACCAGCAAAGAAGCCUCGCAGCGAUGGUAGUAAUGACGGUGCUGGAGGCGGUCGUGAUCACCUCGCAUACGAUUGCCUUCUUCGUAAUGAACUCCUGGAUGCUGACAUCGAGGAGCUUAGAACACCGCCGACGAACUACGCCGAUGGGAACAAAUCAGCUCUAGGGUCAUUGCAAGUGUCACCAGCAACCAAGUGCAAGCCAGUAUUCAGAUUCAGAGCCCCCGUACACAGCGCUGAGGAAAACAUCGACCCAUCGCCCUACAGCCUGUCGCCAGUUUCAGCUAAGUCCCAGAAGCUACUGCGGUCACCCAGGAAAGCAACAAGGAAAAUAUCACGUAUACCGUUCAAAGUCCUAGACGCUCCGGAAUUGCAAGACGACUUCUACUUGAACCUCGUCGACUGGUCCAUUCAGAAUGUGCUCAGCGUGGGACUGGGCAGCUGUGUGUAUCUAUGGAGCGCGUGUACCAGCCAGGUGACUCGUCUCUGUGAUCUGUCCUCCGAAGGUAACGCUGUGACGUCGGUGGCUUGGAGCGAGCGCGGUCACUUGGUAGCCGUUGGAACACAGAAAGGUCACAUCAGUGUAUGGGAUGUCGCCGUUAAUAAGGAGGUAACUAAGCUUCAGGGUCAUAUAGCCCGGGUGGGGGCGCUCGCCUGGAACGGCGACGUGCUCAGCUCCGGCUCCCGGGACAGACAUAUACGACAGAGGGACACCAGAACUCCACCUGUUCAAGCUGCUAGAGUUCUGCAAGGACAUAGACAGGAGGUUUGCGGUCUGAAAUGGUCACCAGACGGACAAUCACUUGCCUCUGGUGGAAAUGAUAACAAGCUAUUUGUAUGGUCUAUGCACUCUACAUCCCCCGUCCAGACGUAUUCGUCCCACGUGGCAGCUGUGAAGGCAAUCGCUUGGUCUCCCCACCAGCACGGUCUGCUGGCUUCCGGCGGAGGAACAGCUGACAGGUGCAUAAGGUUCUGGAACACGCUCACCACGCAGCCAAUGCAGUGUGUCGAUACAGGUUCGCAAGUCUGCAACCUUGCGUGGUCGAAGCAUUCGAGCGAGCUGGUGUCGACACACGGGUAUUCACAAAAUCAAAUACUUGUUUGGAAAUAUCCAUCGCUUACUCAGGUCGCCAAACUGACAGGCCAUUCAUACAGAGUUCUAUAUCUGGCUUUGUCUCCUGAUGGCGAGGCUAUAGUCACCGGAGCUGGUGAUGAAACCUUACGAUUUUGGAAUGUGUUCUCUAAAAUACCGUCGCACAAAGAGAAUAAGAGUGUUUUAAAUCUAUACACGGCCCUCAGAUAAACUGUGAAGUUUCAGUGUUGCCAGUUGAAAGGACUUUGAUAUAAUUAUUAUAAUAUAUUAUAUUAGUUUUGUGUGUCGGUGGAAUGUUUAGUAUAAAUUUUGCAUUGCAUAUAUUGCAUUGUGUAUUUUGGACUUAUUUAUUAUUAUAAUUUUUUUUUCCAUUUUGAAAACAAUUUAUAUUUGCUGUAAUGCUACGUCCUGGAUGUAUGUAACAGGAUGUAACACGAGGCAAACAAUUGAACGGCUAGCUAAAAGUUUAUAUGUCUUGUAAAGAAUUUUUUUUUUUUCGUUAUGAUUUUAAAGUCAAAAGAUGUUAGUGAUUUUAGUAAUGUUAGUAUAAUUAUAAAUAUAGCUCGUAACAUUUUGUAUGGAUGUACAUUAGUUUGUCUAUAUCAUGUAUUUAUUUCAUAGUCAUUUUAAAAACUUAAAUUCUUUUCUUUAUAUAUCAUACAUAAUCGUGUUGUUGUAAAAAAUUUUUGGGUUUUGUUGAAUGGUGUCUGUGCUUAAAGGUGUUGCUAUGCUUGCGAUGUUGCCGACUAAAUGUAUAACGGUAGCCUGGGAUGUUUGUACUAAAGACGGUAAUAUUUUUUUUUUCUAGUUAAUAACAUUAAAAAACAGUUCAAAUUCUAACCCACCGAUGUACAUAGCAGGCAUGUCUACAUCUUUAGAUUCAUAACUCUCGUACUUAUAGUAUUUAAUGCAGUUAUGGAUAUAUAUAUUUUAGUUUCUCACGAGAUAUCAGAUAACGUCAGAGCAUUAAAUGACUUUGAAUAAUUUGAACAGUCGCUUUGGUAAUAUUAAUUUUUAAUAAAUUAGUCUUAGUGUGUGUUUUAUAUUAAUAUUAUAUUUGAGUAACAGCUUUUUAGUGAAAAAUCAUUUGUUAACGUAAAAAAAAAAUAUAAUAGGUUAAGGUCAUCCUUGCCUGUGUAAUUUUAAUAGUAAUAUUAAUUCAUCAGCAUUUAUAAACUAAUAUAGCAUGCUUGAAACAGGAAGUUAUUAUAAUAUAUUAGAGGUACCUCAAAUGAUCUCAAAAACAAACAGACAGCAGACACACAAACGACACCGCUGGUGUCUUAAUUGUUAUAUAUAUUACAAAUUUGCUAGUCUAUAAGUUAAUAUAAAUAUUAUCGCUUGAAAUUCAUAGAAAGCUUAUAUUAUUUGAGUUUCAAGCGAAUAAUCGUUUGUGAGGUACGCUCCUUAUAUAUUGACAUAUAAAUGAUCCCUACUAGAUACAUAUGUAUGUAUAUAUGAAUUGGAUUUGUGCAAUUUAGUUUAUAUAAAUCGGUGAUUUCCUUUUCUGUUUGCUUAAGUAUAUCCCCAUAACAUAUUGUGAUGUAUUUUUUACACAUAGUAUUGUACGUAUGUAUUUUUUGUUUGUAUAUAUGGGUUGUUGGCUUCCAAACAGAACUAGAAAGCACAGAUCAUAACACGGUAUAUAUGACACCAAAUAUUAACUUUUGCGCCUUCUCUUAAUAUAAAAAUAAGAAAUUGUGUUUUUAAUGUAUGUCAAUAUUACGAAAUUUUGUGUUAAACACUACUUAAGUCAUAAAAUUAAUUUGUGAUCCGAUUGGAUCUAGUUUUUGGUGAAAAUUAGCUGUAUUAACAAAAAUUAUUUCAUAUCUAUCACAAUCUUCAUCUAUCUCAACGCUUUAUAUUCCCACCACUUAUAUUAAAUGAAAGAAUUUCUACGUUUAGUUAUUAAGAUAUCAGAAUUGGACCAAAAUAUUAUAUUUUAUUCUAUCAUAGUAACAUUUCCCAUCGCUAAUGUAACUUAAGAGCUCGCGUAACUAGUUAGAUCCAUGGUAUAAUGAAUUGGAACCAUUAAUAUAGAUGUUUAUUUAUUAUAAAGAAAGAUCUAAUAUAUUGCAUUAGUUAUAGUUAUGAAUAGACUGAUGUAGUGUGUACGUGUUGUAAGUGUUUACAUAUUAAAAUGGUGUCUAAAAA